AUGGCGCCUAUAUCUGCAGAUGACCGCUUUCGAGCUAUUGUGUUCUCUGGUCCCAGCGGCACCGGGAAGAGCACAUUGAUAAAGCGCUUGUUUGCAGCUCAUCCUGAUCUCUUUGGCUUCUCUGUCUCCCACGCCACAAGAAAACCCAGACCUGGCGAAGUAGACGGAACCCACUACCACUUCGUCAGCGUCGAAAAGUUCGAGGCCAUGAUCGCGGACAAUGCUUUCCUCGAACAUGCAAAAUUCGGCGGGAACUACUAUGGGUCGUCCAAGCAAGCCGUGCAGGACGUCGCCGAGGGUCGUGGGAAAGACAUCAAUGGAGGGACAGCUGAGGGCAAGAGGAUUUGCAUAUUCGACAUUGAGAUGGAAGGGGUGAAGCAGUUGAAGAGGAGCAGCCUAAACCCGAGAAUAUGCUUCAUUCAGCCGCCCAGUCUUGAAAUCCUGGAGCAGCGGUUACGGGGGCGUGGCGACACGGAUGAGGCUUCAGUCCAAAAGAGGUUGGCCCAAGCAAAGAACGAAAUCGAAUACUGCAAAAGCGAAGGCAAGAAUGACAAGGUCAUCAUCAACGACGACUUGGACCGCACCUUUAGGGAGCUGGACGAAUGGGUCAUGAAAGAUAUCUCCAAGACGACUCCAACAUGA
Molecule: messenger RNA, 642 nt
Organism: Cladophialophora yegresii CBS 114405
Lineage: Eukaryota; Fungi; Ascomycota; Eurotiomycetes; Chaetothyriales; Herpotrichiellaceae
Product: guanylate kinase
Exons: 2
Coding region: 1-642 (213 amino acids)
Biological process (GO): purine nucleotide metabolic process
Cellular component (GO): cytosol
Molecular function (GO): GMP kinase activity
Source: RefSeq, a predicted model, not a curated record